AUGAAACAGCUUUUCAAACUUCUCAGUGCUCCACGACCUCGAUUUCCUUUUAAAUCUUCGACGACAAGCUUCCUCUACCACACAACACGAUCCAUCAUGUCUUUUGAAACCACAGGCACCAUCGCUUCCUUCGGGGGCAAGGUGUUGAAGCUGAAGCACAAGUCCUCGAGCACAAACACAGACAUGGAGCUCAAUGUCUUCUUGCCACCACAAGCAUUGAAGGACGGGGCAAAGGUCCCUGUGCUCUUUUACCUCUCCGGUCUGACAUGUACUGGAAACAACUGCUCGGAGAAGGGCUUCUUCCAAAACGGCGCAGCAAAACAUGGCAUUGCCGUCGUGUACCCUGACACUUCACCAAGAGGGCUGCAAAUCGAAGGCGAGGACGAGUCUUAUGAUUUCGGUUCGGGCGCAGGAUUCUACGUCGACGCGACCAAGGAGCCAUGGAACAAGGGCUACAACAUGUACUCAUACAUCACUAAGGAGCUUCCUGAGGCCCUGUUCUCAUCAUUCAAGGAGCUCGACUCGAGCAGAGUCAGCAUCACAGGUCACAGCAUGGGCGGCCACGGUGCCCUGACAUUGUUCCUCAAGAACCCCGGCAUGUACAAGUCCGUCUCCGCCUUUGCGCCCAUCGCCAACCCCAUCAACUGCCCAUGGGGCCAGAAAGCAUUCAAGGGAUACUUUGGCGAGGACCAGCAGGAUAAGUGGAAGCAGCACGAUGCCACAGAGCUUGUCAAGCAGUGGAAGGGUCCGCUGGAGAUGCUCAUCGAUGUGGGCACCGGAGACAACUUCUACAAGCAAGACCAACUUCUUCCUGAGAACUUGGUGGCGGCGGCCAAGGAAGCUGGCAACGCCGCUGGCAUCAACCUUCGCAUGCAGCCCGACUACGACCACAGCUACUACUUCAUGGCCUCGUUUGCGGACGAACACGUCGCGUACGCGGCGAAGCACUUGGGCGUAUAG
Messenger RNA from Dothidotthia symphoricarpi CBS 119687, 960 nucleotides. Its product is annotated as S-formylglutathione hydrolase-like protein. Lineage: Eukaryota; Fungi; Ascomycota; Dothideomycetes; Pleosporales; Dothidotthiaceae. Gene Ontology annotation, biological process: formaldehyde catabolic process. Bases 1 to 960 code for a protein of 319 amino acids. Gene Ontology annotation, molecular function: S-formylglutathione hydrolase activity. Gene Ontology annotation, cellular component: cytosol. The record is from RefSeq and is a predicted model, not a curated record. The transcript has 4 exons.